AUGAUGUCUGACAUUUUCAUUCUUUCUCUGCUUCUCAUUCUUGAGAAGGAAAUAGCUGUGAUUGGACUCUAUGACCAAGCUCGAAAUCCUAAUCAAGAUGAAGUGCAUGGCCAAAAUUCAAAUGAAAUUCCAGGAGAAUACCCAAGUACACAGAAAGGCCCACUCAGUCUUGAACCACAAGACAAACCCCAGUGUCAAUCCCAAGACACUGUACCUGUCCAAACUGAGCAGCCAAUAUAUAACGAAAAGGAAAACCAGACACAAAAUCCUGAGCAAGAUCAAGGUCAUGGCCAAGAUGAAACUAGAAUGCCAGGGGAAUAUUCAAAUAAAGAACCAACCCCACUCUAUGAUAGACAACAAGGUAGGCCACAAGAUGGAUCCCAAGGUAGUUUUCCUAUCCAAACCGAAGGACAAAUAUAUAACAAGAAUCAAAGUGAGACAGAAUAUCCUAAUCAAGAUCAAGAGCGUGGCCACAAUUAUAGUGGGUUACCAGACCAAUAUUCAAGUGUGAAAGAGAGACCGUUCUUUCGUGAACAAGAAGGCAUACAAGAGGGUGCAUCCCAAGGCAGGCAUAGUACCCCAAUUACAAAACAAUUAGAUGACAAUGACCACAGUUGGGCAUGA
Cynocephalus volans (Philippine flying lemur) is the source of this 624-nucleotide messenger RNA. Its product is annotated as semenogelin-1-like. Gene Ontology annotation, cellular component: extracellular exosome; extracellular region. The record is from RefSeq and is a predicted model, not a curated record. NCBI's taxonomy places the organism in Eukaryota, Metazoa, Chordata, Mammalia, Dermoptera, Cynocephalidae. Gene Ontology annotation, biological process: negative regulation of flagellated sperm motility; coagulation; sperm capacitation. The coding region runs from base 1 to 624 and encodes 207 amino acids. The transcript has 2 exons.